This is a messenger RNA of Colletotrichum abscissum, 1233 nucleotides long. RefSeq lists its product as uncharacterized. The transcript is spliced from 2 exons. Lineage: Eukaryota; Fungi; Ascomycota; Sordariomycetes; Glomerellales; Glomerellaceae. The record is from RefSeq and is a predicted model, not a curated record. The coding region runs from base 1 to 1233 and encodes 410 amino acids.
AUGGCCUCGCUACCGCGGCCUGCUGUCAGCGGCGAGAAGAGCAUGACAGACGUCUGGCAGCAUACCAAGGCCCUGCUUCUCUCGGUUUGGGCCUUGACGAGCCGCCGCAUGAGAGUCUUUGGCGCUUUCGUCCUCUUCCUUGGUUUCUCAAUAUGGCUAUCGCUGCCCACCCUCAAGACGAUGACCGUACCGCAAAUCUCCCUUGAAUACGCACAUUCACCCUAUAACCAUUCCAAAGUCGCUCUUCUCGUCGAGAACCGCGCCAACCCGAUUCUUGCGCCAUUGAUGCUGCACUUCAUUUCCGUAGUGCCUCCCGACUGGCGCUUUCGCUUCAUGGGCUCUGUUGAGUCCGUCAAGUCUAUCAACUCGUCCGUUGCGAUUCGUGAACAAGUCGCCGCCGGCAAGCUCGACCUGACGUACAUUCCCUCCAACAUGAGCACGGCUGGUCAGGAGAUGAUUAGUCGGUUCUUGACCAACCUGUGGCUGUACGAGACCGUCCUGCAGCCUGCCGAGUGGCUCCUCGUAUUCCAGACCGACAGCAUUCUCUGCGCCAACAGUAAGCAGAACAUCAACGACUACCUCGAGUAUGAUUGGAUUGGAGCCCCUUGGAACCCUGGCGGCAGGUGGGGUGGCAACGGUGGCCUCUCCAUCCGUCGUGUCAGCGCCAUGAUUGAUAUCCUCCGAAACCAGAAGCGUGUUGACGGAUCUGAACCUGAGGACGUCUGGCUCGCUGAGCGCCUUGCUCACCGACCUGGAAGCAAGGUCGCUAACGGAACUGUAUCAUUGACGUUCAGCGGUGAGAUGCACUCGGGCGAAGGCACAAAGAUCAACAAAGGAGGAGCGAACGCGACACUCGAGGCUGCGGCAGAGGGUGAACUUGUCUCAGGCAUUGACGAUUACCGCGAGGGCUUUUACGAGCCCAUGGGCUAUCACACCGGUGGUAGUGGUAUCUGGCUGCACAGCGCCAUCUGGGGUACUCCAGCUCUACGAAAACACAUUUGGGAUUACUGUCCCGAGGUCAAGCUUACGCUGGCUAUGGACGCAGCCAAAUACGUUCCCGGUAAUUGUAAGGCCAAGUGGAAGAGAGGUCUUGAUGGUGUUGAGGAGCUUGAGACAGAAAGCGAUGGCGGAGAGAAUGAAGAAGGCGCGACGGAUCCGCAAUACCCAUUUGGCUCAGAGACCAUUGAUGGAAAGGAGUACCCGAACUUGCCGCCUAGCCUGAUGGCAUGGUGA